GCUCGUACACGAACACUGAUAAAGUGAACGAGUUGCUGCAUGGACAGACUGGCUACACAUCCCCAACACCAAGCAGGAGGGGAUUGCACAGCACAGCAGGGGAGGGAUGAGGCAUAUUUGGGUUUGCAAGGUCCAAGAAAGCUGAGAUGCUGGUGAAGCUGCUGGGGACCAGCCCAGAAGAGCCCUGUCCUGAAGGAGCACUGACCACUGCAGAACCACUCUUCAUCUCUCCCCCUUGGAUGUGUGUACUCAAGGGACUGGGGUGGGAGAUGGGCUCUGUGUAUUUCUGGGUUUUUUUGCAGCUCUAUCCCAAUUGCUAAGUGAGGAAAAACCUCCAUCUGUACUGAGUUGUCCUUUUUUAUACAGAGUUUUUGCAUGACAUCUCCGUAGCUCCCAUCAUCCUCAGCAGGUGGUAACAGGGAGAAGAGAAGAAUGCAGAUUGUCCUCAGAUGGCACCCCACUAAGAAAUGGUUUACCAUCUCCCAGCAGUCGCGUUUCUCAGAACAAGAAGAACCCCUUCAGAUCCCUGUGGCAUGAGAAAAGCCUCUGGCUUUUAAACCCCAGGAGGAUGUCUCUAACUGACGAGCUGGAGAGCCACUUUUCUGCCACCCCCUACAUGGUGACAGACACAGGUGAGGACAGCCUGUUCAGAAUCCGGUCCAACACCUCUGGCAAUGCCACCAGGGAUGGGAUGUCAGCCACCGGUUCCAUGGAGGACAUGAUUGCCAUCUGCACCAUCGGGACAAUCCUCUCCCUCAUGUGUGUGAUUGGGGUGACAGGCAAUGUCUACACCUUGCUGGUGAUGUGCCAUUACCUGAGAUCUUCUGCUUCCAUGUACAUUUACAUCAUCAACCUUGCGCUGGCAGAUCUGCUCUACCUUCUCACCAUCCCCUUCAUCGUCGGGACCUACUUCAUUCAGAAAUGGUACUUUGGGGACAUUGGCUGUCGCAUCCUGUUCAGUCUGGACUUCCUCACCAUGCAUGCCAGCAUCUUCACCCUCACAGUCAUGAGCACAGAGCGCUACUUUGCUGUGCUGAAGCCCCUGGACACAGUGAAGAGGUCCAAGAGCUACCGCAAGGCCAUCGCUGUUGUGAUCUGGCUGGUGUCACUGCUGCUCACUCUCCCGAUGCUCAUCAUGAUCCAGCUGGUGCAAAGGGACAAUAAAAGCAUCUGCCUGCCCACCUGGAGCAAGCUGUCCUACAAAGUGUAUCUCACCAUCCUUUUUGGUACCAGCAUUGUGGGCCCAGGGGUGAUCAUUGGCUACCUUUACAUCCGAUUGGCUAAAAUAUACUGGGUAUCACAAACAGCCUCCUUCAAACAGACCAAGAGGCUGCCCAACCAGAAGGUGCUCUAUUUAAUUUUCACCAUAGUGCUGGUGUUCUGGGCUUGCUUCUUGCCCUUCUGGAUAUGGCAGCUCCUCUUCCAGUAUUACGAAUCCUUCCCUUUAUCUCCCAAGGUGAUGAAGAACAUUAAUUACUUGACAACCUGCCUGACCUACAGCAACAGCUGCAUCAACCCCUUCCUCUACACCCUGCUCACCAAAAACUACCGGGAGUACCUGAAGAACAGGCAGCGGUCCCUCAGCAGCAACAGCGGGUACUUCCAGAGGAGGAAUCGGUUCCAGAGGAUUUCAGGGAGAUCCCUGUCCACGAGCAGCCAGCACUGCACAGAGACAUAUGUCCUUGCUCACGCCCCUUUGGGAAACAGCAGUGCCUGAAGGUAAAAAUCUAUCUCCAAGAACAAUCAAUAUUGAUUCCAAUGUUGCUUUGAUUUAAAGUGCACACUGUAAAGGUGAAGCCUUGGCAGACCCGUGAUGUGCACACAUUUAGUCCAGAGGCUGUGCCGUAUGUCUGUUCUCAUUUUCUCCAGUGCCACUGAUUUGAUGCCAGCAGGAUUCAGCUGAACAUCUAUCUAAAUAGCCUUUCACUUUUUAUCUUUAUAUUUUAUAGUGUAUGUCUCCUCAAGUAGCCAUCAGUAAUGAAAGCCUAUAACAGGGCCAUGAUUUUUAAUGGUAUCAGCUGUCUCACAGCGAUUGAAAUUAUGUUAUCCUAUGAAUGGCUGUAUUUUCCUCUUUUUUUUUUUCUCUCUAGCAGUGAUGCUAAAUUUGUAGUUGUAUGAGGACUGAAAACAAUGAAAUAAAGAGAAAACAGCUGAUGUUUGUGACACACAA
Molecule: messenger RNA, 2170 nt
Organism: Corapipo altera (White-ruffed manakin)
Lineage: Eukaryota; Metazoa; Chordata; Aves; Passeriformes; Pipridae
Product: urotensin-2 receptor-like
Exons: 2
Coding region: 569-1717 (382 amino acids)
Biological process (GO): blood vessel diameter maintenance; regulation of blood pressure; neuropeptide signaling pathway
Cellular component (GO): membrane
Molecular function (GO): urotensin II receptor activity
Source: RefSeq, a predicted model, not a curated record